Molecule: messenger RNA, 3675 nt
Organism: Durusdinium trenchii
Lineage: Eukaryota; Dinophyceae; Suessiales; Symbiodiniaceae
Source: the annotation of a GenBank genome assembly
AUGCAGGACUAUCGUGAGUUCAGGAAACGAUGUGAGAUUUACAGGAAGAAGAUGCAAAUUGGCAAUCGGCAGUCAGAAGUUGUUUACAACCUGGUUACAUUGAUGAGUGGAAAAUCAUGGGAUCUUGUUGAAGACAUGACAAUGGACCAGAUGGCUGCCGACAAUGCCUAUGACCUCUUGUUCGAACGACUCGAUCGAGGAUUCAAAUAUGAUCCUUUGACAGAGUUGCCCGACGACUUUGAGCAGUAUUUCGUUCGACUGCAGAGGAAACCCCAUCAGACCUUGCAGGACUACAUGAAUGACUACACCCGCUGUGAACGACGGCUUCAAAUGACGCAUUCAGUCAACCUUCCUGAAAAGGUCAGGGCAUGGUGGUUUUUGAGGAGGUCAGGGAUUACAAAGGAGCAACGUCAGCUGAUAUUGACCAAUACUGGUACAGGUGGAUUGACAAUUGAGGAGGUGAUGAAGUCCAUGAGCUUUAUCCUUGGGCAGGACUCGACAUUGCAAUCCACAUCAUCAUCCAGAUGGUCACGGCCGCCAGGAAAACCAGUCGACACCUACUACUGUGAUGAAGACCAGACAUACGACUGGGCAGCUGGAUCCGAUGAAGUGGUGAUGGAUCCCUCCCCAGCGUAUUAUGGUGAGGAUUAUGACUGGGAUGAUUGGCAAGACGGCGCAACAGAGUGUGCAGAAGACAUUGCUUUUGUUGAUCAUUGUGAACAGGUGUACGAUGUUGAUGAGUUUGAUGAUGUGUUUGCAAACUAUCAAGAUGCAAAAGCAAAGAUGAACGCACUUCGCAAUUCCCGUGGAUUCUAUCCUGUUGUUGCUAUGUUGCCGCCUCACGUGUCAGGACAAUCUCAAGGAGGACAACCUCGUGGCAAGAGCAGUGGCAAAUCCAAGUCGAAGAGCAAAGGCCGAUCCAGUUCAAAGGGCGGCAAAGCAGGACCAAAAGCAAGAGCAGCAGCGGCUAUGGGAGGAGGAGCUGGACGACAACUCUGUCUUCGCUGUGGAAACGCCGGUCAUUGGGCUCGCAAUUGCCCAAUGCCACCCGGUGACAAGAAGCGCAAGAUUGGAGAAGAAGCUGAAGGUUCCAUAAACAUGGUCGAAGAAGUGAAUGCUGCCGCAGAGGCCUUUCACAUUGAUGCAGAUGAGAAUGACUUUGUUGGAGAUGAUACAGCAGUGCAGGACGGAGGUGCAGCAUCAGUUCUCGGAAGCGCAUGGCAGAUCAGAAAGUAUCUCCGUUUCUUGUUGGAAGAAGGCUUCAACAUUCACGACAUUCCAAUGUUUCAGUGCGAGAAGGGAUUCAAAUACGGCAACAGCAUGAAGGAGACAACAAACAAGUGCAUUGUGUUGCCCAUUUUUCUGGGUGGCAAACGCAUUGAUGUGUUGACAUAUGUGAUCAAGGUGGACUAUCAAAAGAAGAUGAUGAAAUGGCCCGAAAGCAAUUGGGAGGACCUGCCAGUGGGAUCCCGUGGUGAGCACUUGCUUCACUUGGGCAAAGACAUUCGUCAGUGCCUUGCAGAUGAACCGCAUCAAGUGCUGCUCCCAGAGGACACCGAAUCUCAUGUCGGAGAACAUAUCGAUGGAGGCAUUCAGCAGUUGUUGGAUGAGGUGAUGGUUGCAGAAGACACGUUGGACGUGUCUCAGCCUCGGCAGUCAGUCUUGCCGGCUACCACGCGUCAGUCAGACGGAAAAGAUGAGCAGGAGAUCGGAGCGGUCAAAAGACUUCAUGGUCAUGUCCUACGAAAGCUGCAGCGACAAGCAGAGGAGGCAUGCAGAGUGGAGGACAAGAUGCUUCAACAGGGGCAAUCCAUUGACAAUGCAAGCAAUGCACCAGGCGGCAAAAGUCGAAGCUCUAUGGCUGAAGACUAUCCAGAACGACUGGCAAAGAAGUUGGCACAACUGAUGCAAGCAGAUCCCGAUGAAACCCCAGUCCUUGCAGCAGAAGAUGAAGAUGUCGACAUGCCAGAAGUUGGCAAAGCAGCAAUGAACUAUGUGGUCAGAUUGCAUCGCAACUUGGGCCAUCCAGGAUCCAAUGUUCUUUGCAAGAUGCUUGAAGAGGUUCAGGCCACCGAGAAUGUCAUGACAGAGUACGAGCUUGAAGAUCUGAUGAAUGAUGAGAAUGAAGAAUAUGAACCCACCGAACCACCAUCAGAUCAAGAAGCACGAGAUGAUACAAUUCCAGAAGAUGAGAUUCCUGGUGCAGUCCUCAUGUACCAGAACAGACGAAGUGAAGAGAUGAACCAAAGACCAAACUCUUCCGCUUCACCAUCUACAGAAGUUCCAGAAUGUCCUUCAAUGGCUGGAGAUGAUCAAGAAACGAAGAGAGAGAUUGAGGAUGACAUCCAAGAGUCAGCAUUGAAGCGUGCGAGAGAGGCAGCCGACGUACCGGACUACAUGAAGAAGGUCAUGCCCGUGACCAUCCACAAGGGUCGAGGACCAAAUGAUGCUCUCACCGCCGGAGAAGUAUCAAAAGCCCGUGCUUUGAUAGGUCUUGACGACCUUUGUUUGUUGUGCUUUUCAGAUGCUGCAUUCAAUGUCAGAAGCGAUGGUAGCAGUCAGGGUGGAUACAUUGUUGUGUUGACAUCGCAGAAAGCAUUGUCUGGUCAGCAGGUUCCAUACAAUGUGCUCAGUUGGCGAUCCUUCAAACUCAUUCGAGUUUGUCGGUCAAGUCUGAGUGCAGAGAGUCAAGCGUGCUCGACAGCGCUUGACGAGCUGAUGAUGGUGAGGUCAAUGCUUGCAAUGAUGUUGAAUCCACAGCUUGAUCCGAUGGCAGAAGCUACAGCAGCAGAGUGUGGCAAGUCGGCCAUCAUCAUUGAUGCCAAGGCCCUUUACGACAGUUUGAAGAAGGACGGCAUUGGCAGCUCAGCUGACAAACGUGCUGGAAUAGAGAUCUUGUGCAUCAAGGAGGAGAUCAAAAGGCUCAAGACAGAGCUCAGGUGGGUAUCCAGUGAACGGAUGCUCGCAGACGGGCUCACCAAGAUCCAUGCCCGACAGCAGAUGACAGAAAUGUUGAAAAGUGGUUGGCUCAGCAUUGUUCAUGAUGAAAGCUACACAGCAGCCAAAAAGAAGAACAAGGAGGAACGACAGGCAUCCACAGCAAACACCUUUGGAUACACGAACCAAGUGGCAGCAAGGAUUUCGAUGGUUGUUGCAUUGAAUCAUGUUGCAGAGGCCACGACAAUGGACAACACACAAACUGAAGGUGAAGAGUUGGGUGUAGUUGAAUCCGCUUUCUUCAACUAUGCUUUCUUUGUGACAGCAUUGUCAUUGUUGUUGGGAGUGCCUAUGGUGGCAUAUGGGAUCUACAAGUGCAUGUGCAGGUUGUUUCAGUUCAUCAAGUAUCUGUACUAUCAGGAAAGGUUGGUUACCAUGCUACGCUUGGAAAACCUGGAACUGAAAGAAGAAGCAGAGAAUUCCCGAAAAGAGCUGGCACGACUCCGAACUCGCCUCGUGAGGAUGCGAGUGGGCUUGUGUUUUUACACCGAAGGUGGAACACGGUGGCAUGUCUUUAAUGAUUGCCGCAGCUUUCGUGCUAGUUCAAGGGUGUUGAACAAAGAUGGCCUAUGUCGGGUGUGCUGGGAACGAUUGCAAGAUGAAACGGCUGGAGAGGUGAGAACACCACCACACGGCUGGAAUGAAGACACCGACGCCGUCGAUGAAACGACAGAAUGA